Molecule: messenger RNA, 810 nt
Organism: Cladophialophora yegresii CBS 114405
Lineage: Eukaryota; Fungi; Ascomycota; Eurotiomycetes; Chaetothyriales; Herpotrichiellaceae
Exons: 3
Coding region: 1-810 (269 amino acids)
Biological process (GO): recombinational repair; interstrand cross-link repair
Cellular component (GO): mitochondrial nucleoid; mitochondrial chromosome
Molecular function (GO): single-stranded DNA binding
Source: RefSeq, a predicted model, not a curated record
AUGUCAACAGCGACACGAUUUCCUCGCAAGGCUUUCAAUGCAUUAAUUCCGAAGCCGCGUUCGACCUCAUUAGCAUAUACUUCUAUUUCGCCUCAAUCGCUCCGCCCUGUCCCUCUACGUACAAUCUUCACGCAAUCACCUUCUCGACGCGCUGAAGCCACUGCAACCUCUGGUCAAAGCAUACCAGCAACUUCCCAGAAACCUGCGGUAGCCGCCAAGGCCCGCACUCUCGACAAUCUCGAAGACCAGCCCUUGACGCUGCAAGAAGACGAUCCUUCAAAUGUCGACUGGACCAGGUCAUUCCAUGGUCUAUCCACUGAACCUUUCUCAAAAGAGGCGGCAGCUGUCUUGCUAGCACCGAUAGACCCCGAAGACGUUGAGAUCAAAUCGGAUGGCAUAAUAUACCUGCCUGAGAUCAAAUACCGACGGAUACUGAAUAAGGCCUUCGGACCCGGAGGGUGGGGAAUGGCCCCAAGAAGCGAGACGAUUGUCACGGACAAAUCAGUGACCAGAGAAUAUGCAUUGUUGGCGCAUGGCCGACUCGUCUCCAUCGCACGUGGCGAGCAAGCCUACUUUACGAAAGAGGGUAUACCGACGGCCGUAGAAGGUUGCAAGUCGAACGCCCUGAUGAGGUGUUGCAAAGAUCUAGGAGUCGCCAGUGAGCUCUGGGAUCCACGGUUUAUUCGAAAGUUCAAGGCGCAGAACGCCAAAGAGGUCUUCGUUGAACACCAAGUCACAAAAAAGAGAACGAGGAUCACCCUGCGCAAGGAGGACCGAGUGCCCUACCCUUACGUGGAGCUAAAAAAGUGA